AUGCCUAGCCAUAUCCAGUUUGCAGAGCCUUGCUCAAAGAAAAAGGAAAUCCGACCGUGUCGGAUAGACACGAAGGAUAGCUCCACGAGUACCGAAAAGGGGUCGACCCAGAGGACACUGUCUCCAGGCAGUGAAAUUGUUUAUCUGACAGGAUGGAGGCUCAUCCUCACUACCAUAGGGCUUCUGAUUGGCUUCUUCUUAUCCAAUCUGGACGUAACGAUUGUGAGCUCGUCACUCACCAACAUCACCGAUAGUUUAGAUGGGUUCGACAAGAGAAGCUGGAUUAUUACCGGAUAUCUAGCCACUUACACGGGUUUCAUGGCAAUAUGGACCAAAGCCAGCGACAUAAUUGGGCGGAAACAGACAACGAUUGCUGCUCUUGUCAUUCUGCUCGCAUUCUCAAUUGCGUGUGGUUGCGCCCAGACUGUGGAUCAACUGAUUAUAUUCCGAGCACUUCAAGGAAUCGGGGGCGCCGGCGCAUAUGCGCUUGCAAUUCUAUGCAUCUACGAGAUUGCUCCAAAAUCGAAACUUCCAACCUACAGUGGUCUCAUGUCAUGUUGUCUGGCUCUUGCUUGCCUGAUUGGACCGAUUAUCGGAGGUGCCCUUGCGGGUGACUCGGCCUGGAGAUGGGUAUUUCUGAUCAAUGCUCCACUAUGUACUAUCGCAAUCGCCAUCAUUAUGAUUGCGAUGCCCAAAAACUUCGGUCUUGAUCAACAUACCCCGUCAUUCAGAACAAGAGCAUCUUACCGUUCCUUCGCAAAUCUCGACCUCGUGGGAUCUGUACUCAUCAUCAUCGGUUCUUUCCUGAUCGUCACGGUGCUGAACGAAACAAAUCUCGCAUUUUCAUGGUCCUCAGGAGGUGCGAUUGCGCUUCUUGUUUUAACGGGUGUUUCCUGGAUUGCUUUCUUUGCCUGGGAGUGGUACAUCUCGGGCAUUCCUGGAAAAGAUCCGAUCUUCCCUAAGCGUUGGUUCUUUGAUCGUCCAUGGAUGGGUAUUCUCAUUACCUCAUUCGUGACCGGCGCUCCAUUCAACGUCGUCUUGGUGUAUGUCCCACAGCAAGCCCAAAUACUGCUCGACAAGUCGCCUCUUGACUCGGGAAUUUACCUUAUUGGAUACACCGCUGUCGCAGCAGCAGCUGCGGCUCUUGUCAAUAUUGUCAGCUCCAAGGGUCGUAUACCCUUUGUUUAUUCUCUUCUCGUGGGCUGUGUAAUUCACACUGUCGGUAUUGGGCUCCUGUCCACCAUUGCCACUUCCAAAGGAUUCCACGCCACGGACGUUGUCUAUGGAGUCAUAGCUGGUAUUGGGAUGGGGAUAAUUUUGGGUGUUCUGAUGCUGGCAACGCCAUACAUUGUCGAGGACAGAGAUCUUGCAAUCGCCACUGGCAGUGUAGUACAAUUCCGAUUUUUGGGCGGCGCUAUUGGCCUCGCCAUUGCCUCGAAUAUCCUCAACGGCCACCUGACCCAUCAUUUGCAGGGUGUUCUCUCAUCCCACGAACUACAUCUAGUCCUCGAGAACGUGAAAUAUAUCACAAACUUUUCGCCAGAACUACAGGAAAAAGUCAAGGGAUUCUUUGCCGAUAGUUACAGCACGCAGUUGAGAGUCAUGAUUGGAUUUGCGGCUGCGCAGCUUCCUGCCGUUCUCCUACUUAUCAGGCGAGGCCAGCGACAACUUGCGGCCGACAGAAUGGCGACAUGA
This is a messenger RNA of Penicillium cataractarum, 1695 nucleotides long. RefSeq lists its product as uncharacterized. The transcript is spliced from 7 exons. Gene Ontology annotation, molecular function: transmembrane transporter activity. Bases 1 to 1695 code for a protein of 564 amino acids. The record is from RefSeq and is a predicted model, not a curated record. NCBI's taxonomy places the organism in Eukaryota, Fungi, Ascomycota, Eurotiomycetes, Eurotiales, Aspergillaceae. Gene Ontology annotation, biological process: transmembrane transport.